Molecule: messenger RNA, 6429 nt
Organism: Paramormyrops kingsleyae
Lineage: Eukaryota; Metazoa; Chordata; Actinopteri; Osteoglossiformes; Mormyridae
Gene: setd5
Product: SET domain containing 5
Biological process (GO): regulation of DNA-templated transcription
Cellular component (GO): Set3 complex; Rpd3L-Expanded complex
Source: RefSeq, a predicted model, not a curated record
UCCCCCCUCCGCGUCGCUGUGCUGGACGUCAUGAGCAUAGCAAUCGCGCUGGGAGUCACCACACCUGAAACGUCCUACACAGACAUGGCUGCCGGAUCAGACCCUGAGUCAGUGGAAGCAAGCCCUGCCGUGAAUGAGAAAUACCCAAAUCACAGCUGUGGGAGCGCUCAGAGCCACGGGUACCGGGGACUGCCCUACGCUGCCCGCCUCGCCGGUCGCCCUCACGUGACUGAUUGCUGUUCGGAUCACAACUAUGGUGCCCCCCCGCCUCCGACCCCGCCCGCCUCCCCGGUCUCCCAGACGAUCAUCCCCCGUGUGGAGUUCAACGGCGUGCCGUGCUACGCCGACGCCAACGAGGACGACAACUCGGCCGACAGCGACAGCUCCUCUGACGAGGAGCCGAGUGUGGCGGGCUGGUGCCACUGCAGCUUGACGCAGGAUGGCUUCCUAAUCAAAUGCGACGGCUGCAGGGGUUUAGACCGGAGGAAAGGGGUUGAUGGGCAGCGGCAGAAAGCAGAAAAUGUGUCUGCCGGCGAGAGCAGCGCCACAGAGAGCGGCGAUGAAGAGGUGUCUCCCUCCACUGUAUCCUACACCGCCACGCAGCACACACCUACCAGCAUCACCCUCACCGUCAACCGCGUCAAGCGCCCCAAGCCCAAGAAGAGGAAGAAGAGCACGGAAAAGGCGCGUGGGGCCCCCAAGCCCAAGAAGAUCAAGGCUUUCAGGGAGGGAUCCAGGAAGUCCAUGAGGAUGAAGAAUUCGACAAUGGAUACCAGCACGCUGGACGAGAACACAGCUGAGGGCUGGGAGACCCGGAUCCGCCAGUGGACGGACCAGUACGAGGAGGCCCUGGCCAAUCAGUAUAGCGCCGACGUUCAGACGCUGCUCCAGCAGCACCGAGCUGAGGGCCGGGCCCCCGCCGAGGCAGCCAUGGACAACAUCAACCGCACUGAACUGGCAUGCAACAACACCGUCAUUGGCUCUCAGAUGCAGCUGCAGUUGGGGAGAGUCACUCGCGUCCAGAAGCACAGGAAGAUCCUUCGUGCCGCCCGUGAUUUGGAAACGGACACGCUGAUCAUCGAGUACAGGGGGAAAGUCAUGCUGAAGCAGCAGUUUGAGGUCAACGGGCACUUCUUUAAGAAACCCUACCCAUUCGUGCUCUUCUACUCAAAGUUCAACGAAGUGGAGAUGUGCGUAGAUGCCCGGACAUUUGGCAACGACGCACGCUUCAUCCGGAGGUCCUGUACGCCCAAUGCCGAGGUCCGGCACAUGAUCGCUGAGGGCAUGAUUCACCUGUGUAUCUAUGCCGUGACUCGCAUCUCCAAGGACUCAGAGGUCACCAUCGGCUUCGACUAUGAGUUCAGCAGCUGCAACUAUAAGGUGGACUGCGCCUGCCACAAAGGGAACCAGAACUGCCCGGUGCAGAAGCAUAACCUGAACCCUCUGGAGCAGCCUCUGCGCCCACCCUCUCUGCCUCCCCCCGAGACCCGGCGGCGGAAGGCCCGCCGGAAAGAGCUGGAGGCCGGGGUCCCGGGCACCGGCUCGGACGACAGCAGCCAGCUCCCCGAGGAGGCGGUGGAUAGCAAGGAUCGGCAGGGAGGCAGCACAGGGGCCAGUGAUGCUGAGGAGGGGCUCUGCGAUGGGCUGAAGCCAGAGGGGGGGCAGGAGGCGGAGCUGGAUGAGAACGGAAGUUCCAUUCAAAGCAGACGGACCCGCGAGGAGCGCAAGGCUGAGGCUGUAACGCAGGUCUUCGAUAACUUGGAGAAGAGGAGGAAGAGGAGCUCGCAGACGCAGGAGAGGUGCCACGGUGCGGCAGUCGGGCCGGGAGCAGAGGAGCCCAAGCAGGAAGGAGGCGAGCUGGGGGAUGGUGACUCCCCGCUGGCCGGGACGCCGCCGACGCAGAGCACCGGUGUGGGUGUCAGCACGCGCCGCUCCUCCUACUUUACAGAAGUACCUCCCCCUGAAGUGGAGAAGACCCCGGCUGCCUCCAAGCCGGCCCCGGUUCGAUCCUCCAAGCCCCGGCCCAAGAGCCGUAUAUCGCGGUACCGCUCUGGCUCGUCCCAGCGGGCACGGCGCCAGAGGCAAGCUCUGGCCCAGCAGGCCUCUGACCCGGGGCCCGGUGUUGCAGAGGAAGGUGUGGCGGGAGCAUCAGGCGUGGAUUUGGGAGUGGGGGAAGGAGUGCUGAUGGUGGGGCAGCCCGUCGACCCCGAGGGGCCUGGAGGAGCAGCGACUGGGGCCUUAGGCAGCAAGUCAGGCCUUCGGUAUCACAAGACCAAGAAGUACCUGGUAACGGAGUGGCUGAAUGACAAGGUCCCCGAGAAGCCGGAGAGCCCCCUGUCCCGGCCCCUGCGCAUUACCACAGACCCCACGGUGCUGGCCACCACGCUCAAUAUGUUACCUGGCCUUUCGCCCUCACCCCUCAUCUGCACCACACCCAAACACUACGUACGUUUCGGCUCCCCCUUCACCCCCGAGCGACGCCGACGUCCCGUCAUCGUGGAUGGAUCCUAUGGUUCCUUCAAGAAGCGGUGGAUCAAGCAGGCGCAGGACGAAAGUCUUUCCUCAGCACGGGACGAGGGCGAGACGCCGUCAGAUUCUUCACACCAAAGCAGCUGCUCUUCUACCGCCUUCAGAGCUGAACUGACAGCACCUUUCAAGAAACGGAAAUGGAAGUACGGCCCGCAGCCGUCGUCGCCCCCCAGCCCACUUCUGCCCGUGUCCUCUGAAGGGCUGUUAAGGCCCCUCUCUCCCAUAACCCCGCCCCCAGCCCUGCCCUCUGACCCCCUGCACACGUUACUGCCCGAGCCGUGCCAGCUCACCGUGGGGGCAGCCGACGAGCGACCCAACGGCUACAGCCGUCCGUAUUCCCCCAUCCAGUCCCCCCCCACCAGCCGCUGCAACACCCCGCUGCAGUUUGAGAACAUCUCCUCUCCUGAAGCCUCCCCGGUACACAGGCCAGAGUCUCUGUCGCCCGAGCCCUGUCUGCGCAAGGAAAUGGACGGGCCCUGCACCAUGCUGUCCGACCCGCCCCUGCCCUCCGCCCUGGACAGCCCCACGCCGCUGGAGGACUGUCCCCAUGGUGCCUCGGACCCUUUUGGGGCGUCGGGACCAGCGGCGCCACCUGUACCCGCAGACACGGUGUUCAGCACCAGGCCAGUGGAGGUCGCAAUGAGGGAGCAGUCCUUCCGCAAGGAGUUCAGCCUCAUCUACGCCUGCUCCCCCCUGAACUCCAACCUGGCGGAGGGGCUGGGCGUCCGCACGGCCGGCGACAGGCGGCCCUCCCAGUCGGAGGGCAGCUUCUCUCCAGCCGAGCCCUUCUUCAACUGCGUCGGCGGGCAGGGCGUCAUCGCGGAGACCGGCGCGGGCUCGCUGUCGCCAUACCCGGAGCCGCACUACAGCGGCUCUUACCCCGACAGUGGCACCCCCCCACAUCCCGGCAACCCCCCGCAGAAGAAAAAGAAGGCCAACCUGCACACGAUUAGUCUGCUGACAGGAAAGCCAGAUUACCAGGCUUUAUCUGUACGAAGUGAAUACAAGACAGUACCAAAUAUGGUGUCCCUGUUGGAGUACCGGAAGCGCAAGCAAGGGGCAAAGGAGCCAGACGGGGCUGCAGGAGGUGCAGAGCCCUUUAGUGGCCCUCGCUCAGCCCUACAGCCCCCAUCCUCCCCCCAGAGCUGCCUGUCCUCCCCAGUGCAUGCUGCCAUCCCCCACAUGGAGGAGGUUAGCCCCCCGGACCAUGGAACAACCUCCCAGCCCCUGGGGCAUCAGCCUAGGGCCCAGGACAGCAGCAGCCACUGGAUGGUGCCCACUUCAGUUGAGCGGCUGCGCGAGGGCCAGGGCGUCCUGGAGCGGGUGCUGCGGGGCGGCCUCAAGAUGGAGCAUGCCCUAAAGAGGACGGAGGCCCCGGCCCGGCCUGCCGAGGGCUGCCGGGACAAGGAGGCCGGCGCGGGACCCUGGCCCGGCGGCACGGACUGCCCCCAAAAGAGCUCCCCCGGGAGGCGGCCCAACGUGAUCGAGCCGCGUGCGUCUUCUACCAUCGUGGAUCUCCACGACACGGACAACUACGAUACCCAGGCAGCUUCCCGGGACCUGGUCUCCCCCGCCAAGAGCCCCCAGCGGUACAGCCACGGCUCUGCAAUCUACUCCCACCAGGUGCCGUCGAUCGUGUUUGAGAGCCAUCAGAAGACAGAACCACCCUCCUUCCUGCACCAGAGUGCGUCGUCGCCCUUCCGUGGCUCCUACAGCCCGUCAGCCCCCUCCCCCAGCCAGGCCUACUACUCACGUCUGACCUCGAACCCCCCACUCACUCAGGAACCCUCUCUUCAGCAGCAGGUGCCUGCCAGCUCGGCGCCUUGCUACCCAGCCCAGGCCUCCUCCGUCACCUCAUCAUUCGACGCUGUCCUGUGUGGCUCCUCUCGCAAGACAGGGGGCGCCCCGCAACACCCUCACCAGCUAGGCGGUGCCGGGCCCUCUGGAAUUGAGGGGUCCCAGUUUUAUAGCGGGAGCCCCCUGAAAUCCAAUCUGCUGAACAGUGCCCCCUCUGGGCUGGUCACUACCACCCCCGCCGGCGUCCCCAGACCCCCCUCCCUCAGCCAGACUCUCCCAAAAACAGACGCAUCCAGGCUAUCCCAGCAGCCCGGGAUACGGACCUUAAGCCCAGACAGCCCUGGGCAAGCGGUGCUACCCCCAGGAAGCAGGCUCCUCUCCGCCUCCAGUUCCCAGCACUAUACGCAGCGCAGCACCCCCGUUGGCCAGUUCCAGCAUAGGCAGAUUUCGGGCUCAGGAGUAAGGACACAGUCAGGAAGUUACUGAGACUCGCACAGACUCCUGGGGGGGGUCAUAGAGCCCGAGGAGGGAGGACUUAUCCGUCAAACCAGGACUCUUGAUUGUUUUCUUAUCUUUUCCCCUCUCCUCUCUUUUUAGGGAAGCAGAAAUUGUCCUUCACAUGGCUACACAGGGGCUUUGUCGUCUUUCAGAAAUGCUAGACAAAUGGUCAUGUAACUUCUGUAAGUUCUCCUUUACAUUAUGGAGACCAUGUGCAGAUAGGUGUGGUUAUGGAGAAUCUAGACAUGCUGAUUAGUACCUGUUCUUUUGGUACUUCAAACGAUUAUGAUGGGUUUUUUUAAACCAAGCAUAAGAAAAUGAAAAAUAGGUGGAACUCCAGAUCAUAUACAAUUUUGUUUCUGAGAGAUCAGUCCUGCCGUAACAGAGGGUUUGUUUUAAUUGUAAAAUUGUAACAAUACAAACAAAACUCAUUCAUACCAUCCGUUACAAAGAUUCAGGGAGGGAACGGGACAAAAGAAAUAUAUUUGAGAAGACUGUGUUCCUGAGAAGAUCAUUCCAUACAAUCCCCAGCCUCUGUCCCCUCCCAUAAAUGACAUAAGACCUCUGGAGUCAGGAUCUGUAAUUGUAUUUUUUUUAAAGUUGAUCUUAUUUCACUUAUAACAAUUCUAGGCUUGGUAUAUUGUACUUGACUCAUACAGAUCUUAUAAUCCAUGGUGCUGCAGUUUAUUUUUUUAUUUAUUUUUUUAAUCCAUUAUACUUUUCUCCACACAUAGUGAAGUCAUUCAAUCUAUUUCUAAUUGGAAAAAGACUUUUGAAAACUGAAUCACAGUGAUUAUUGUUAUUUUUUUAACAAACAUUCAGUGUACAGGAAUGCAGAGAGAGCAACAGAGGGUAAGUUGGGGGGGGGGCUAGGGGGUGGUUUUUUUGUUUUUGUCACCUGUUGGGUUGUCCCGUUAAAUCCUUGAAGACUGAGGAAUUAUAAAAAUUGAGAGUUAAUGUUUUUUUUUUUUCGCUCCCCUUGGACCAACUCCGCAUUCCCCACACCUGCCAACACAACCGGACACUGUGCUGGCGAAUGUGUCGAUGGGGAGAGCUGCUGUCUUUCCUUUUUUAAAAAAAAAAAAAAAAAAAAAAGUUUGUAAAUGCAAGUGCUGCUUCAACAACGUUUCAUUUUCCACAGAAUGCUGUACCUCUCGUUUUUAUCUCUUAGUCGGUUUGUUACCCGUCACGAUGAACGAAACACAGCGAGGUCACCAAGUCACACAGCAGCCGUCGCACGGGGACUAAAGACGGAAAACUGUCGAAAGCCGUCCACGGGCCGAUUGCUCACAUGGACCACUGAUUCUCCCCCAGUGUGGACAAAUAACCCCCCCCAAACAGAGAGGCUCUGCUCAAAGAGGAAUGAGCACAGGAUCUGCUGGGAAAGGUGGCUUCCGUUGCAUACAUGUUCGGGGUGCGAUUUGUGGUUGACUGGACAAAUGGCGGAUUGAGCACUCUCGUGACCUCUGACCUCUCCCCUGCCUCUCCUGCAGAAGACGGAAGGGUACUCACUCCUUACCUGAAUGUUUCUCAUUGUGAAAGUCAUGGCUGAAGAAAACUUGUGACCCAAAAUACCAGCACCUUAAUUAAAAAAAAGCAAAUGUU